Molecule: messenger RNA, 2019 nt
Organism: Melospiza melodia melodia
Lineage: Eukaryota; Metazoa; Chordata; Aves; Passeriformes; Passerellidae
Product: protein ecdysoneless homolog
Exons: 11
Cellular component (GO): nucleus
Source: RefSeq, a predicted model, not a curated record
AUGGAGGCGCUGCGGCGGCCGGCGCUGCCCGAGGACGCGGUGCGCUCCCGCCUGUUCGCGGCGGCGGCGGCGGGCCCGGGCGGCGAGGCGCUGCUGCGGCGCUGCGCUGAGCUGGCCCUGGUGCGCUUGGCCCCGCUCCUGGCCGCCUACGUGUGGCAGCGGCAGCCGUUCCGCCUGCGCUACGUGCCGGGCCGCGGCGAGAUCCCGGCGCACUUGGGCGGCACCGCGGUGUUCGGGGAUAACGUGGAGGAUGAGUGGUUCAUUGUGUAGCUGCUGCGGGAGAUGAGCAGGGAGUUGCCGGGGCUGGCAGCCAGACACGUUGGAAGUGUCCAAGGGCAGGUGACUUUCACUCGGUGUUUGUAUGCACAGCUGGUGCAGCAGCAGUUUGUUCCAGACAGACGCAGUGGAUACACCCUGCCCGCCCCAGCUCAUCCUCAGUACAGAGCCUACGAGCUGGGCAUGAAGCUGGGAAUGAUUCCUGGGGCAUUUUGGCCUUGGUCCAUGCAUGCUCAUGGCUUUGAAAUGUUGUGCUCCAAGAGCAGUAAAGUGGCUCCUGAUGCCAAGAGAAAGGUGUUAAGGGGUCCCCUGUGGGAGAGAUUCCUCAGGAGCUUGAAGGAGAAGGAUUAUUUCAAGGGAGAAAUGGAAGGAUCAGCCAAGUACCUGGAGCUGUUGCACAUGGCAGAAGAUCACUUCCAGCAAUCUGUUGCAGUGCCAGAAAGCUGUGAUGAAGUGAGCCCAGGUGAUGAAAUCCUGGCACUACUACAGACAACCCCCAUUGAUCUGAAGGAAUUGGAGAGAGAAGCAGCUUGUCUUCCUGCAGAGGAUGAUGACAGCUGGCUGGAUAUGACACCAGGUGCUCUGGAUCAGAUGCUGAAGGAGACAAGAAAUGAGUCCCUUCCUUCCCCAAAUGAGGAGGAGCAAAACUAUGACUUGGAAACAGUUGCUGAGAGCAUGAAGGCUUUUGUGUCCAAAGUGUCCACGCAGGAAGGAGCAGAAAUGCCAUGGUCAUCUGAUGAAUCCCAAGUUACCUUUGAUGUGGAUUCUUUUACAAAAGCUCUGGACAGAAUUUUAGGGGCAGACUCGGAGGAGCUGGAUUCUGAUGAUGUGGAUGAGGAGGAGGAGUUUGGUUUCUCAGAUGAGGAUGAUGAAGAGCUGGAUGCUGGGAAUGGAAGGCAGGAGCAGAAGGUGUCUCCUGAGGAGCUCGUGGGCAGUCUCAAGGCGUACAUGGAGGAGAUGGACCGUGAGCUGGCACAGACCAACGUUGGGAAAAGUUUCAGCAGCCACAAGAGAGGGGCAAGUUCUGUUGGAGCAGCCCCAUGUGAGAGUGCUGGCCCUGACUGUGGAGCUGAGGCUGCUGAGCUGGCAGCCCUGGAUGUGGACAUGAACCUGGUGGCAAACCUGCUCGAGUCCUACAGUGCCCAGGCUGGCCUGGCAGGGCCCACCUCGAGCAUUUUACAGAGCCUGGGGGUGAAUUUACCUGAGAGCACAGAGCUCACUGGCAGCUGAGCAAGGCAGGGAGAGCCUUGGCACCAGACAUGGCUGCUGGGGAGAUGGAGCACAGACACACGAGCAGGAUGGGGGAGAAGAGGCCAAAGGUUUGAGUUUGGAGCAUUCUGUUCAUUAUGUGUCACUUCAGCAGAGUGAAUUCACCUGCAAAAGCUUCUGUUUGCACACUGUCUUGGGUGGAAAUGAGAUUUUCCCAGUGCUGACACAAUUUCAGAAAACUGAAAAAUUAUGUCAAAUGAAUGACCGAAAUCUCUGCCCAUUUUCUUUUAUUACAACACCUCUCUCCCAUUUUUCCUUUCAGUGAUCCAAUUUGCCACGUUUCUAAAAUGUCCUUUUACCCAUUGCUGAGUGGGUUCAAUAUCUGGGGAGCAGUUCUUGUUCUGAAAAUGCUGCUGCCUUCAGCGGCAGGUGGGGAAAUACCACAUUGCAGGAAGAGUAAUUGGAUCAAGUGUGUAAAUACUGGCCAGAAGUAUUAUUUAAUUUUAUUUCAAUAAAAACAAAAAUACAUCUUGA